Messenger RNA from Hordeum vulgare subsp. vulgare (domesticated barley), 1815 nucleotides. Its product is annotated as putative pentatricopeptide repeat-containing protein At3g13770, mitochondrial. NCBI's taxonomy places the organism in Eukaryota, Viridiplantae, Streptophyta, Magnoliopsida, Poales, Poaceae. The record is from RefSeq and is a predicted model, not a curated record. Gene Ontology annotation, biological process: RNA modification. Bases 52 to 633 code for a protein of 193 amino acids. The transcript has a single exon. Gene Ontology annotation, molecular function: RNA binding; protein binding.
UUUACAAGUGCAAGGGCUUCUCUCCAACCCUGCCGCCCAAAGGUUGCAGCCAUGCGGCGGCACUACGCCGGGCUCCUCCGCCGCGCCGCCUCGCUGCCGUCUCUCUCGCUCGUGGCCUCCCUACACGCCGCCGCGCUCCGCCGAGGCGCGGUCCUCGUCCCCUCGCUUAUCCAUGCCUACUCUGCCUGCGGCGACCCAGCCUCCGCCCGCAGCGUGUUCGACGGAUUGCCCGCACAGGAGCAGACACUCUCCGCGCGCACCGCGCUCGCCAGCGCGAUGUCCGCGCACGGCAUGUGCCGGGGGGUGCUCGGCCUGUUCCGCGGCCGGGAGGGAGAGAUGGACGACAAGGCGGUGACCGUGGUUCUCACCGUGUGCGCGAGGGCCGGGAUGGUCAGCCAGGGGAGGGAAGUCUUUGCGAGGGUGCGGAGGCCGGCGCUGCAACACUACACGUGCAUGGUGGAGAUGCUCGGACGGGCCGGGGAGGUCGAGGAGGCAGAGGGGCUGCUGGCGCGGAUGGAGGCACGCCCGGACAGGAUUAUCUGCACGGUUCUGCUCGCCGCAUGCCGGGCGCAUGGUCGUGUCGAUGUGGCUGAGAGAGUGGCUAGGUUGAUGAGCGAGCAUGGCAUUGUAUGAAUUUUGGCAUGUUGAUCAGUUCACAAACUGGCCAUUGUGUUAGCUCAAGAUCAGUGAUCGAAACCAUUGUGAUAUGGAGCUGAUAACACAUAGUUUGGUUGACGGCAAUGGUGGUUCUUGAAGUUCAUGUAGUAGUGCAGUACAACAUAAGCCCCUGGUAGGUGAGAUCUGAAUUUGUUUAGAAGCCUAUGUUGCAGUGGAGGAACCACAUGAGCGCCAGCACACUUCACUGCUUGAACCUGUAUGGAAGCACAGUUUGAAGGCAUCUACCAGAUUGCUAUAAAAUGAAUAACAUCGGUACUAUAGACCACCUGCAGUGGAAUGCCCGUCAGUUUUCUCAGUUGCUGACUGUCUAAACUCUCUGAUUAGCUUGAUGAUGGGUGUACGUUUCUGGACUGCAAGUUCUCAAGCCCGUGAUGCAACACAAAGAGAAGUCGCUAAGUUAAUAGACGAGCCUGUUAAUAUUGUUAACAAACGUAACUGUCAAUCUUGACUUCUUGAGUAAAUUGUUGAGGAGCAGUUUCGAUCAAAUUUUGUUGAAGCUGGAUGUGGUGGGAACUAUCGAAAUACAGGAAGUCUGCUCCAAGAACCUGUUGUGAGAUCUUCUAGGAUUCAAUUUUCGGAUACUUCAGAGUUCUGGCAUUCUCUCACGGUGGAAACUGUACCUCCUGCUAUGGUUUGAAUUUACUGAGCAUAGAACAUCUGUUUUAAAUGGCUAGUCUCUUCACUAUUGUGUCCACUGUCACAGCAAUCACCUGAUCUUAUGCUGGACAUAUGUUCAAUGAUGCUUGAGAAAAUCAGCUCUCUGAUGUAAAUACUCAUGUUGACGCAAAACAUCCAUCUCGCAUGCCGACACAUGGGUGCGAGGGAAUGCGGAGUUGGGCAUUGCUGGUAAGAGACAGAGCAAGUGCAACCUGGUUGGGAAACUAGCAGGAGAAAUGGGGAAGUGGUUGUUCUGGUCACGAGCACACCUGAGCUUGUUAUCUGGGUGGUUCGGCGCUCCAUUGGGAUGCGGUGCAUUCAAUUCCUGUGCCAGUGCGUUAUUCUGGACAUAUGUGUAAUGAUGCUUGAGCAAAUCAGCAAAAUUAUAUCUCAAAUGCAGAGUGAGAAAGUAUGAUCUGAAAACACGAUAUGUGAUGGAAUUAGACAGUUUGAAAAAGUAAUUUAGUUUGAUUUGUGUUC